Hibiscus syriacus is the source of this 519-nucleotide messenger RNA. Its product is annotated as 60S ribosomal protein L22-3-like. Gene Ontology annotation, cellular component: ribosome. Lineage: Eukaryota; Viridiplantae; Streptophyta; Magnoliopsida; Malvales; Malvaceae. Gene Ontology annotation, molecular function: RNA binding; structural constituent of ribosome. The coding region runs from base 58 to 432 and encodes 124 amino acids. Gene Ontology annotation, biological process: cytoplasmic translation. The transcript is spliced from 3 exons. The record is from RefSeq and is a predicted model, not a curated record.
GUUGCCACCUUUCCCCAUAGAUUCAACAUAUUUUUCACGGGAUAGGGUAAACUGAAAAUGAGUCGAGGUAGUAUGGCGGGAUCGAAGGGGAAGAAGAAGGGAGUUACCUUCACUAUCGAUUGUUGGAAGCCAGUGGAGGAUAAAAUCAUGGACAUUUCCUCACUGGAAAAGUUUCUUCAGGAGAGAAUUAAGGUCGGAGGCAAGGCCGGCGCACUCGGUGAAACCGUAAUGAUCACACGCGAGAAGAGCAAAUUCACCGUCACUUCCGACGGAGAAUUCUCCAAGAGGUAUCUGAAGUGCUUAACGAAAAAGUACUUGAAGAAACAUAACGUACGGGAUUGGCUCCGAGUGAUUGCAUCCGACAAAGAUCGAACUGUUUACGAAUUAAGGUACUUCAACAUUGCUGAAAAUGAGGGAGAGGAGGAAGACUGAUAUCUGGGGGAACGACUAGUUGUUUGAGGCUUCGAACUAUGAGGUUUAUGAUCUUUUUGUUACUUAGUGAACAUGGGAUUUUGCAAU